Oncorhynchus mykiss (rainbow trout) is the source of this 7779-nucleotide messenger RNA. The record is from RefSeq and is a predicted model, not a curated record. NCBI's taxonomy places the organism in Eukaryota, Metazoa, Chordata, Actinopteri, Salmoniformes, Salmonidae.
ACGGGCGUGCUGUCGCGAGAGCAGCGUGUCGGGUUCACAGCACUGGAUUGAAGGCUGGAUUGUGCGCCUCUCCUCUCCGUCGUUAUUUUUACCGGGACAGCACGAGACUGGAACGGGACACUAACGGGACCCGAGGCAGAGUGAGAGCAGAGAAGAGAUAUUUAGCUGAACAGAAGUAAAGGACUGUGGAAGGACUGAAGACACCUGCCUGGCAAAACUUACCAGAAAGAGACCAAAGCUCUCCAUCGCUCUGUCUCCCUAUUCUCUUUGUUUGUCAUUCUCUCUCUAAUGGGAGUAACUUAGAACACGUUGCUCCAUCUCAUUCCCCUGUCCCUCCCUGGUGACGGGAGCGCCCAGCAGGAUGUGAUGUCGUGGAAGAGGAACUACUUUGCGUCAGGCGGUGGCAGCGGAGAUCCUGGUGGAGGGCUACAGGGACUGAUCACGACCCCUCGGACUAUGGCCUCCUUCGCCCCGAUUAAAGGCCUUAGCAACGAACCUGGACAGAACAGCUGCUUCCUAAACAGUGCUCUGCAGGUCCUGUGGCAUCUGGAUAUCUUCCGUAGAAGUUUCCGCCAGCUGACCACCCACAAGUGUAUGGAAGACUCCUGUAUCUUCUGUGCCCUCAAGAGUAUCUUUGCCCAGUUCCAGUUCAGCAGUGAGCGUGUGUUACCGUCCGACAUGUUGCGGAGCGCACUAGCCAAGACCUUCCAGGACGAACAACGCUUCCAGCUGGGGAUCAUGGACGACGCAGCAGAAUGCUUUGAGAACCUGCUGAUGCGUAUCCAUUUCCACAUCAGCGCAGAGACCAGAGAAGACAUCUGUACGUCUAAACACUGUAUACCACACCAGAAGUUUGCCAUGACGCUGUUCGAACAGUGUGUGUGCAGUAGUUGUGGAGCCUCGUCGGACCCCCUUCCCUUCAUUCAGAUGGUUCACUACAUCUCUACCACGUCCCUCUGUAACCAGGCGGUGAGGAUGUUAGAGUGUAGAGAGAAGCCCACCCCCAACAUGUUCGGAGAGCUGCUCCGCAACGCCAGCAACAUGGGGGACCUACGCAACUGCCCGAGUAACUGUGGGGAGGUGUUGCGUAUCCGCCGUGUGUUGCUGAACUCUCCAGAGAUCGUGUCCAUCGGCCUGGUGUGGGACUCAGACCACUCUGACCUGGCUGAGGACGUCAUUCACAGCCUGGGCACCUGUCUACGCCUGGGGGAUUUGUUUUAUCGUGUGACAGAGGAGAGAGCUCGUCAGGCUGAGCUGUACCUGGUUGGUAUGGUGUGUUACUAUGGCAAACACUACUCCACAUUCUUCUUCCAGACUAAGAUACGGAAGUGGAUGUACUUCGACGACGCUCAUGUCAAAGAGAUCGGUCCUAAGUGGAAGGACGUGGUGGCACGCUGUAUAAAGGGUCACUACCAGCCUCUAUUGCUGCUCUAUGCUGACCCCCGGGGGACGCCGGUGGUAUCGCAGGACAUCUCCUCCCUGUCUAACCCCCAGUUGGACCUGCUGCACUGCAGCAAGGCAGGAUAUGAGAGCGAGGACUCUGGACGGGAGCCCUCCAUAUGCAGUGAUGCCCGUACAGAUUCCUCUGACAGCUCCAGCCACCGAGACUCUCGAAAUCAUCCUGUCCGCCAGUCAACAGGCAGCCACCUGUCCAACAAAACGCAGACCAUCGUUGUCGGUAACCAUGACAACAGUGCAGUUGAAGCAGCAGAGACCCCCCUCUGCCCCCCCUCCCCUCCCCUGCAGCAGGGUGACUAUAAAGAGACAGCUGUGUUCCUCCUUUCCUCUCGUCGCCCCACGUCAUCUUGCUCUUCCUCCCAUCCUCUCUCCUCAUGUUCCUUCCAUCCCCCCUCCUCUACCUGUUCCCCCUAUCCCGUCUCCUCCUCCUGCUCUUCCUCCCGUCCCAUGUCCUCUUCCUCCUCCUCGGGGAUAGGGGGGUCUGUACUGGGAUCUGAGGCAGGGGCCGUGGGGCCACACUGGGAGGAUGAGAGCACCAGCAGUGAGUCCAAGUCUAGUUCGCCUGGGGGUCGAAGUUACCGGCCGGCCUGGAGGCCACGGAGGGAAGCCCUGAACAUCGACAGCAUCUUCACCUGCCAGAGAGGCUCUCCGCUGGGCUACAGGACCCUGCCUGGGCCCCCUCUACCUUCUGAGUUUCAACAACACUGUCCAACUAACACGGCUGAUCUGCAGGGGGCAAGAGAGAGGGCCGUAGGUGGUGUGGGGGGAGAUACAGAGGGGGUGGCAGGGAUGCCUGGGUUGCUAGGCAAUGGCGCGGACUGCCCCCCUCCUCCCCCGUUGAGAGGGGCGGAGUCUCAGCCUCGUCUGAUCCAGAGGAUGGAGAGUGGUUAUGAGAGCAGCCCUGACAGGUACACACACACGUACGCACACACACACAUACUGUUAGAUAUGUUUUGUAGUCUCACAUCGUUUCUCUCCUUCUCUCUCAGGGAGGUAGGUCAGAAGCGUGUGUUGAUGUCUGGUCCAUCAUGGCGCACGGUGCCCAAGUCUAAGAGCACUAGUGCCAUCCUGCAGGAGCUGCCAGCACCUCUCUGGGGCUGCAACAACAACCUGGGCGCUGGCCGUAGCGAGCUGGAUGAGCUUCAGGAGGAGGUAGUGAGGAGAGCGAGGCAGCAGGAGCAGCAGAGGAGGAAGGAGUCGGAGAAAGAAGCUGCCGUGGGAUUUAACCCCAGACCCUCCAAAUACAUGGACUUAGACCAGCUACAACACCAAGCUGUGCUCAGCCCCCUGCAUGAGGCUAAUUCUCAUAGUGGAUUGACUGUAGCUGCGUGCAUGAGGAGCACUGCGGAGCCAAUAACACAGGAGCAGGAUAUGGAGCAGGAAACAGGAAGCGCCAGUCCACAGGGACAUCGCAGUGAACAGUCUGGCCCGCUCCAAGUACUGCUGACGCCCAAUCAGGAGGGGGAAGAGGUCCGGCCAGCCUACCAGGAUGCAACCCUGGGCCCUGGUCAGCCCCCUCUCCACUCAUCCCUCCCACGCCCUUCUACCAACAACCCCCCAGCACAGGUUGAGGAGGGUGAGAAGGGGGAGCAGGUGAGGAGGGGUGAGGGAGGACAGGGAAUGAGCCUGGAGGAGUUGUUACAGGCUGGGGGUGUGAGACCUGUUGGCAGACACCUGGCCAUCUCUCUCCCCUCUCUAUCUCUCAGACUCUGGGAUAUGUCUCACACACACGCUCCCCCCUCACACACACACUCUUACUCUGACCCCCAAUACACACACCCUCCAUCCUCACAUACAAACCCUGAGCACCCACACACACACUCCGACCGUCCACCCACCCCCUGCUCCUCCCGCAGUCAGCCCCACCCCUCACCCUCCACUGCCUCUACACAUUGGCCCGAUCAAGGUUCCGCCGCCAACACCUUCACACGUCAUUGGUCCUCCUGGAGCGUGGACCGCCCAGAUGCCGUGGUUACGCCAUAUGACACACCUCCAGACCGCCGCCUCCCCUUUAGGCCACACCUCCCCUACCGAAACUACAACUCCCAGCCUGCCCCUGGGCAGCAUGACGCCUGUGACCCUGAGGAGGCAGAGUUUUCAGAGCUGGACUUCCUAUACCGGGCCAGCCUCCAGGCAGGAUGUAGAGGUGGUAGCCCGGUCAGGAGGCUGCAGUGUGGGGUAGGAGGGCCAGCCCGUUCUCUCACCCCCAAUGCCAACAUGGAGAGGAGUGUGUACCAGACUGACUGCAGCAGCACAAUGGUCCACAGUCUGAGCGGCACAAUCAUCAACCCGCGUCGCCACCGUCUUGCCGCAACACGCAGCUUUGCUCCUUCCAGACCAGCCCUCUGGGGUCCUAACCCUCCACACCGCUACAGGCUCCUUCCAGACCAGCCCUCUGGGGUCCUAACCCUCCACACCGCUACAGGCUCUUUCCAGGCCAGCCCUCUGGGGUCCUAACCCUCCACACUGCUACAGGCUCCUUCCAGGCCAGCCCUCUGGGGUCCUAACCCUCCACACCGCUACAGGCUCCUUCCAGGCCAGCCCUCUGGGGUCCUAACCCUCCACACCGCUACAUGCUCCUUCCAGGGCAGCCCUCUGGGGUCCUAACCCUCCACACCGCUACAGGCUCCUUCCAGGCUAGCCCUCUGGGGUCCUAACCCUCCACAGCUACACUGUAAGCCCCAAUGUGCUGUCAUUACUCAAAACGUUUGAGGAAACUCUUUGCACUUAAUAUAUACAUUUUUGUAAUUUGGCAGAUGCUCUUAUCCAGAGUGACUUACAGGAACCUCUAACCCAUGCCUCCAAUAUAAUUUCCCAGUAUGCCUUGCCUUUUUGAGGGAAUUGUAGAGUUACCACCCAUUACUGUAUUUGUUAGUGACAUGGUUGUUGAAUUCAUUCCUUUUAUAUUUGCCCUGUGACCUUCACCAAUUGAAUUCCAAGAUAAAUGUUAUCAUUAUAAUUAUAGUCUUUAUUACUUAUCUCAUAAGGCCUUAUUUUGAGGCCUAGUGUUACCCUAAUACAGUGGCCUGAAACUCAUGGUUUACAGGCCACAUCAGGCCUGCGAAUAGGGUUGCAAACUUCUGGAAUCUUUCCCAAAAUUACUCGAUUUUCCAAAAAAUCCUGGUUGAAGGAUUUCCGCACAACGUACCCAAUUUUUGCCAUCCCUACCUGAAAAUCACAUUAGGCGGGCCUGCAAAGUGAUGUGUAAAACAGUUGACAUUUUAAUUUACCCGCAACCUGCAUUUAUAAUGACUGCCAGGGCUAGAAACCAUUUAAACUGGAACAACCAUUUCAGAAAUGGGUGCCAAAAAAUCUAAGUAAAUGAUUGGAUUAUUUUAGAUUUUUUAAAAUGUAUCUUUGUGUAGCAUAAGAUUAAUCAAUCACUCAAUGUGCAUGCAAAAACACAUAUGAAAAACUAUUUGAAAAAAAAACUGUCUGCAGUAGAGCAUGCUGGGAAAAAAAGUUGAUUUGUUAUCAUAACUUAAAAGAGUUGAUGUGACUUCUCAUUUCGUUUUGAGUCAGUACCACAUAAACAUUUGAAGUAAAAGUGACAUUUCAUUGAUUUAAGUUAAAAAUGCCUUGGGGUUUACAUUGUACACACACUUUCCAGGGCGGCCCUCUGGGGUCCUAACCCUCCACACUGCUACAGGCACAUUCCAGGGCAGCCCUCUGGGGUCCUAACCCUCCACACUGCUACAGGCACUUUCCAGGGCAGCUCUGGGGUCCAGUUCUGACCCUCUGGGGUCCUAACCCUGUGUGGAUACUGCUACAGGCACUUUCCAGGGCAGACCUCUGGGGUCCUAACGCUCGACACUGCUACAGGCUCCUUCCAGGCCAGCCCUCUGGGGUCCUAACCCUCCACAUUGCUACAGGCACUUUCCAGGUCAGCCCUCUGGGGUCCUAACCCUCCACACUGCUACAGGCACUUUCCAGGGCCAGCCCUCUGGGGUCCUAACCCUCCACACUGCUACAGGCACUUUCCAGGGCAGCCCUCUGGGGUCCUAACCCUCCACACUGCUACAGGCACUUUCCAGGGCAGCCCUCUGGGGUCCUAACCCUCCACACUGCUACAGGCACUUUCCAGGGCAGCCCUCUGGGGUCCUAACCCUCCACAAUGCUACAGGCACCUUCCAGGGCAGCACUGCACCUCACCCACCGCCACAAUAGGGGGUUGACCAAGGACCCCCCUAUCCCCAAACACGCACAUCUCCCCACCACCGCCCCUCAGUGGUCUUCUGAACUCACCACUACUCCCAUCUCCCAUACGGGAAAAAAAAUGCAUUUCAAAUAUAUUUUUGGGAUGCAGCUUAGGACACAUGUGAAAUAUAAAACAUUUGCCAAAUAAUGUAUUGUUUAUGCAUUUGUAAAUGUAUUUUAACGUGUGAUAUACAUUUGUAAAUGUAUUCGGAAUAUAUACAUUUGUAUAGAAAUAUAUUAUUUGGCGAGUUUGGGCUGUUGCCCCUCCCUGCCCUUUUCCAACUAUUAUGUAUAUGCAGUCAUUCUCAGCUCCCCUCAGCAGGAAUUACUCUGAAACCCCAAACUAGAAAACAACAAACUCAUCUAAUUACUCUUCUGUUAGCCUCCUAACAUGGACCGACUCUGAACGUCAGCCAGCUAGCCUGCCCCUCUUUGGGUCUAUAAAGGAGAAAGUAGAUUAGCUAGCCUGGUUUAGCUUCUAACCACCCUGCUUUACCUGCUCCAAUCAGAGGGGCCCUGGAACCUUCAAAUUGACAGAUCCAAAGGGGGAGGGGGUUAACGAUUACCCACGCCUCUUCCUCUUUCUUUAAUGGACAUUUCCUGUCAGAUGAUGGCACACCACACUUGGCCUGCUGUUUCCAUGGCAACCCCUGGACUAGUGUGUACGUGCCUACAUAGAUACCUAAUAGACUGAACUCUAAUAAUAACUAAAGUCAUGUACAGAAACACUAUAUAUGAAACCUGUAUGUUAUUAAGACCUUAUGGAAUGUUCAUACUAAUAAUGAUAAUAAUGAAGAUAUCGAUCAUUUAGUUGUACCUACUGGUUCAGGAGUGAGUGACCUUCACAAGUGUCCAGCUGGAGGUAACCUGACUGUCAGUUGUAGCUGCCAACUCUGUGCUCUCAUUUAUAUUAAACUACCGGACUAGCUCUUCAUUUUCUCUUAGUUUAUUUUUUUAUAUGUUUUAUUUUUGACAGAUAAUGGUAGUUAAAUGAAACAAACUUUUGCACACCUAAAGUAAUGUGAUAAAGAGCUAUGAUAGAGGGAGGGUAAGGGAACUAUGAUAGAGGGAGGGUAAGGGAACUCAAGUGUACUUUGGGAAGUGUAUUUGCUGAAGGGUACUUAAAGGGUAAAUGUUUAGUUGAGGCCUCAGGUUAACAUGAUUGGUUCUUAGUUACUGAAUCUUCCUUUGGACCUUUGUCCAGCUCUGACCCUGAUGUUACUCAGAUGUGAAUGGUGAAACACUAUAUUAUAAAUAUAUUUUAUAUAUGGUAUCUACUAUAUGUACUAGAGAUAUAUUUUAGGCUAUGCCGUGAUAUAUUUUAUUAAUGGGAAUAGUCUCUCAUCCUCCAGUUAUAACAUAGUUAUAAAAAAGUUAUAAAUAACACAUUUCAUUUCUCUGAUGUAGACUUAACUUUAAAUAUACUGACGUGUCUUGAAAUUUUACGGUUUUAUUAACCUACUGAACAUGUUAUGUCAUAAUAUAUACAAAGCAUGUCUAUCUACAUACACAAUAUGUACAAAGAUAUAAUACAUUAUAACUAAUCCCUAUUUGGAGACUAGUGGCCGGUGCAGAACGAGAUCGAGACAGAACUGAUCAAUUAUUGUUGUAUCUAAACCAAAGGUCGGCACUUAGACAAAGAUCUCUGUCUUUAACAUUGUCAUUUUAUUUAUUUCAGUGUAUCUGUAUGUUUUGUUAUUGUCGUUUGUGUUGUGGACGUGGGAGAAUGUAGCCAUCUGUAGCGCAUGAGUCCGCUAUGCAAAUUAACCUUCCCUCCUGACCCUUGACCUCUGACCUGACCGGCCCGGAAACAGGAAGUGGAUACGCCCACGAACGGACACUUUAUUUACAAAAUGAAGUACGGAAGAUACAUGAUUAAAUGCCGCUGUUGAACUCUGUAGUAAGUCAUAGGCUCGAUCCCAAAUGCCACCAUAUUCCCUACAUAGUACACACCACUUUUGGCCAGAGCCCGACAUAGGGAAUAGUGUGUGAUUUCAGAUUUGCGCCAUAUACAGUGGAAGUCGGAAGUUUACAUACACCUUAGCCAAAUACAUUUAAACUCAGUUUAUCACAAUUCCUGACAUUUAAUCCUAGUAAGAAUUCCCUGUCUUAGAUCAGUUAGGA